AUGAAGUCCUCAGUCUUCAUCCUCUCUCUGCUCCUCAUUCUGGAAAGACAGGACGCUGUAGUUGGGCAGUAUGGCGGCUUCACGAAAGGCGGCUUCACUAGUAGCUCGUCAGGAUUUAUGGAAGGUCAUGUCAGUUAUGGGCUCAAAGGAGGCAGUGAUGAUGCAGCUGAAGAAAGUGUUUUCAUGCAAACAAAACACCAAGUAUAUGGCCAGGAUGGUGAAAUGUCACAGUCGCGUCUUUCACAAGAACAUACAGGAGUAAAGGGGGCUGCACUUUGUCGUAAAGGACAAGUGUCCCAACUAAAAUCCCAAGAAUCCCAAGUGAAAUCCUAUGGACAAGUGAAAUCCCAUGAAUCUCAACUGAAAUCAUCCUAUGGACAACUAAAAUCCCAAAACUCCCAAGUCAAAUCCUAUGGACAAGUGAAAUCCUACGGACAAGUGAAAUCCCAUGAAUCUCAACUGAAAUCAUCCUAUGGACAACUAAAGUCUCAAAAUUCCCAAGUAAAAUCUUAUGGCCAACUAAAAUCCCAAGAUGCCCAACUAAAAUCCUAUGGUCAACGAAAAUCCUAUGGUGAAGAAUCACAACUGAAAUCCUAUGGUCAACUAAAAUCCCAAGAAAGCCAACUAAAAUCCUAUAGCCAAGUAAAAUCUCAAGAUACCCAACUAAAAUCCUAUGGUCAAGCAAAAUCCCAAGAUGCCCAACUAAAAUCUUAUGGCCAAGUAAAAUCCCAAGACACCCAACUAAAAUCUUUUGGCCAACAAAAAUCCCUAAAAGGUUUUUCUCAACAAACUAAGCAUAAAGGAUUUGCUAUGAAUGAGGAGCUAUCACAAGUACGCAAGCAAUAUGAUGAUGAUGAGAGUUCUGUGCAACAAAAGUCUAGCCAGGUAAAAACAGAGGAAGAUUUAGCCCAAUUUGGACAACAACGCCAGUUUGGACAAGAACGCUCACAAUCCUAUAAAGGAUAUCUUGAACAGUACAAAAAGAAAUCACAAGACCACUAUCAACAAAGAAGAAAUUUUAAUCAAGAUAGCUAUUUUACAAAGGGAGGGGCAGACCUAUAUCAAACUCAACUCAAGGGAUAA
Messenger RNA from Chionomys nivalis (European snow vole), 1083 nucleotides. RefSeq names its product semenogelin 1 (gene Semg1). The record is from RefSeq and is a predicted model, not a curated record. Bases 1 to 1083 code for a protein of 360 amino acids. The transcript is spliced from 2 exons. Gene Ontology annotation, cellular component: extracellular exosome. Gene Ontology annotation, biological process: sperm capacitation. NCBI's taxonomy places the organism in Eukaryota, Metazoa, Chordata, Mammalia, Rodentia, Cricetidae.